Messenger RNA from Geodia barretti, 300 nucleotides. The record is from the annotation of a GenBank genome assembly. Lineage: Eukaryota; Metazoa; Porifera; Demospongiae; Tetractinellida; Geodiidae.
GUGCUAAGAAAUAACUCAUUAUAUUUUGCGAGAUUCACUGCGUGUUCAACUGGUAUAAUAUUCAUUUUGCACAGAAAAAUUACAGCAAUUUUUCACAGCUCCGACUGAUGCAUAGAAAAACAUCAAACACACGGUCUGCUUUUAAUGAGCCACGCAUGUGCAAUAGUCGACUUUUCAUUUUGCUGCUCACAGCUAGCUACAGCAGUUGCAGCUCCGCAAACGACUGAAACAAUGAGCAACGACGAUCCCUCUCUCGAGAACAGCCCUCGCAACGAGGGCGGGGAAGACGGUAAUGAACCU